Messenger RNA from Aedes albopictus (Asian tiger mosquito), 3193 nucleotides. RefSeq lists its product as uncharacterized. The coding region runs from base 59 to 3193 and encodes 1044 amino acids. The transcript has 2 exons. NCBI's taxonomy places the organism in Eukaryota, Metazoa, Arthropoda, Insecta, Diptera, Culicidae. Gene Ontology annotation, biological process: proteolysis; DNA integration. Gene Ontology annotation, molecular function: zinc ion binding; aspartic-type endopeptidase activity; nucleic acid binding. The record is from RefSeq and is a predicted model, not a curated record.
UAGAUCGAAGUUUGAGCGUAAACCUGAGCGUUCGGAGAACCGUUUCGCAACACGACCGAUGAAACCCGAUAAAGAGAUGUCAACUAAGUGCUUCGCUUGCGGUUUAGUUGGACACAUCUCAAGAAGCCCAACAUGCCCUGCUAAAGGAAGGACAUGUCGUAGAUGUCAAAGUAUCGGGCAUUUCGAGAAAGUGUGUCGAAAGCGUCUAAGCACACCACAUUCGAUCGCACCGGGAAGGAAAGUUCACGUGAUUGAAGAUGUCGUGGAGCCGCAGCCAGGACCGGCUGCAGAAGAACCGGAACGAAAGGUCUACUAUACUUUCCAUGCCGGUAACAACACGAACGUGUUCGACUGCAAAAUCGGUGGCGUGGCGGUCGAAAUGUUAGUCGACUCAGGAUCGGACGUCAACCUUAUAACAGCGAAGACUUGGGACGAGUUGAAACGGCAACAAGUUCGCGUAACUGAAUGUGUGAAGGGCUGCAGGAAGACACUCAAGGCGUAUGGAAGUGAUAAACCGUUGGAAGUUCUGGGUACAUUCAGAGCGCACGUCGAAGUUGGAAAGCGUACGAUCGAUGCGGAAUUCUUCGUGACAUUGAGCGGGCAACGGAAUUUACUCGGUGAUGUAACAUCUAAACAGCUGGGUAUUUUGAAGAUUGGUAUGGAGGUUGACCAAAUUAUGGAUGGUGGAGCAGGUCAGGCACCGUACCCCAAGAUUUCGGGAACAAGAAUUCAUAUCCAUAUGAACCCGGAUAUGGUACCGAUUUUUCAACCCGUGCGUAGAAUUCCCAUUCCCCUGGAAGGCGCGGUGAACGCUAAGUUGGAUGAGCUUUUAGCUAAAGACAUCAUCGAAGUCAAAAAUGGACCAGCGGCUUGGGUAUCUCCACUCGUUGUUGCCAACAAAGCGAACGGUACCAUUCGCCUAUGCGUGGACUUGAGGCGUGUCAAUCAAGCUGUAGUACGGGAGCGCCACCCCAUGCCUGUGAUCGACGACAUUAUGACAAAAAUAGGCAAAGGCAAGAUAUGGAGUGUGCUUGACGUGAAAGAUGCGUUCUUUCUUCUCGAGCUGGAUGAUGAGUCGAAGGAUAUAACGACCUUCAUCACACAUCGCGGCUUAUACCGGUUCAAGCGGUUGCCCUUCGGAUUAGUUUCGGCUCCGGAAAUCUUUCAGCGUACCAUGGACGAGAUGUUGGCUGAUUGCGAGGGGGCGUAUUGGUACCUUGACGACGUAGGCGUUGAAGGCAGUACAGUAGAGGAACAUGAUUCACGUCUUCAGAAGGUUCUUGCUAGAUUCAAGGAAAAGGGAGUUGUUCUAAACUGGGACAAAUGUAAAAUGAGGGUAACAGACUUUGAGUUUCUGGGAUUCAAAAUCAAUCCUAGUGGAAUAGAACCAUCUGAUACGAAAAGAGAUGCUGUCAUGAGUUUUCGCAGGCCUUCAAACGAAAGUGAGGUAAGAAGUUUUCUUGGUUUGGCCAACUAUAUGGGGAAGUUCAUCCCUAAUUUGACUGAUAUUGACGAACCGUUGCGAAAACUGACACAGAAAGGAAUACAGUUUCAUUGGGGCGAUGCGGAAGAAAAUGCGUUCAACAAGAUUAAGUACCACAUAGCAAACGCUAAAUCAUUGGGGUUUUAUCGAGCAGAAGACGAUACAGCUGUAGUUGCAGAUGCAAGUCCCCAUGCGCUAGGGGCCGUGCUGAUCCAGACCGAUAAGCAGACGCGUCAGUCACGGGUAAUCUGUUAUGCAUCCAAAUCGCUCACAGACACGGAAAGGAGGUACUGCCAUACCGAAAAGGAAGCACUAGCGCUGGUGUGGAGUGUGGAGCGAUUCCAGAACUAUUUGAUAGGCAAAGAGUUCAACCUUGUAACGGACUGUAAAGCUCUAACAUUCUUGUUUACGCCAUCCUCGCGCCCGUGUGCUCGCAUUGAACGAUGGGUGUUGCGGUUGCAAGGAUUCCAGUACAAGGUCGUCUAUACUGCGGGUCCAUCGAACAUCGCCGAUGUUUUAUCCAGAUUAUCCGUAUCGGAACCUAGAGCCUUUGACGAUUCGGAAGAACUGGUGGUUCGUGAAAUAGCAAGUACUGCUGCUACAGCUGUGGCGCUGAAAUGGCACGACAUUCAAAAGGCUAGCCAUGAGGAUGAAGUGAUAUGUCAAAUAUUCCAAGCCCUGGAAUCCGGAAUAUCUGAUCAACUACCGUUGCCAUAUAAAAUGAUUUUUGGAGAGCUUUGUCGGGUAGAUGAGGUACUAUUAAGGGGUGAUCGAAUCGUGAUUCCUCAAAGCCUCCAGCAAAGAGUACUGCAGCUGGCACAUGAGGGUCACCCAGGCAUGCGCAUUAUGAAGGGGCAUUUACGUGCAAAUGUGUGGUGGUCAAAAAUGGAUGCGCAAGUAGAACAAUAUGUAAAAACCUGUCGAAGCUGCUCCCUUGUAUCGGCUCCAAAUCCGCCCGAACCAAUGACUCGAAAAACACUUCCUUCUCGACCAUGGGAACAAAUUGCCAUUGACUUUUUGGGUCCUCUUCCUGAAGGAGAGUAUCUUCUAGUUUGCGUCGAUUACUACAGCAGGUAUAUAGAGGUAGUUGAAAUGAACGACAUUUCAACCUCAUCCACUACACAAGAGCUGCUAACAGUGUUUUCGCGCUAUGGAAUUCCUGAAUCUCUUCGAGCGGACAAUGGUCCACAAUUCUCUUCUGAAGAAUUUCGUAUGUUCUGCGAGGAAUACGGCAUUUGUUUGGUGAGCACUAUCCCCUACUGGCCCCAAAUGAAUGGUGAGGUUGAACGACAGAACCGCUCCAUUCUGAAGCGUUUGAAGAUAGCUCAAGAGCUUGGACGUGAUUGGCGUAAAGAACUGCGACAAUACAUGCUAAUGUACCAUUCGGCAGCGCAUUCGACAACUGGCAAAGCGCCUUCAGAGCUAAUGUUCGGUUGGCGCCUCCGAUCCAAGGUUCCCAAUGUGCCUACAGUCGACAACCAAAACGAAGCUGUGAGGGAUCGAGAUAUGUUGGAGAAGGAGAAAGGGAGAGUCUAUGCAGAUAACCAUCGAAAAGCAAAGUCCAGUGGAAUUGAAGUGGGGGAUACGGUUUUGGCUAAACGGAUGAGAAAGGAAAAUAAGCUCAGUACGGAGUUUACCUCGGAAGAAUUUACGGUUUUGGAUAAAAAGGAUCAUCUGGAAAAACAUACAACAGAAGUGCAGCUCAUCUGA